AUGAUUACCAGUGUCUCGAACCUAAUUCCUAAUUCGCCACUUUUGAGUCCUGGGUCUAGCAAGAUUGCUGAGCAUCACCUACUGUGUCGCUCCGGAGAGCAAAUUCGAAAUCGCGAUCAUAUUUCUUACCGAGGCGUCACUUCGAAAGUGUGCUUUGACAACAGCCUCAUUAGUCUGAGUAGCCUUGAAGGAGAGCGCAGAGGUCAAGAUGAUGUAGCUACGGUGGAGGUUGAGAAUGAGAGGGAAUUCGAGGCUGGAGUGGAAGAGGAGGAAGAAAACUUAGGUGCUAUUCGACAUCCCAGAGGUUUGCCUACUCCUGCAGUGCUUCGAUGGCUUGCAAAUACGCAACAGGCUGCUGCAGAAGCCAUACAAAUAGCCCCCACCUCUACAGCCUCUGGUAUCUUACCUCUUCUCAAUGAUGGGGCUACUAGUAGCAACAACAAUUGCGAUGAUGGAUGUAGUUUAUCGACUGGAAUGGACGCUUUUAUUCGAGCCUCAACGACGCCAGUCUCUUCCAUGCCUCAUGCUGCCUGUCGGUUAGGCCUCGAUCAACCUAGUACUCCGUAUAUUUCACAUUUAUCAUCCACGAGCAACGUUACCUGUAGCCAUGCUAAUUCAGAGCAGAUUCAAGCAACGGUCUUAGUCCAAUCCAAGAUUAAAAAACAAUCUAAAACCAGGAUAAUGGCGGGAGACUCAGCCUCUUCUGAGGCUGGCAAUCCAACGCUUGUUUCAUCCGGCCUUCUAUCAGAAACUGUGUCCGAGGCUAUUAUUUCGGACAUAUUGUUACCCACUUCGUCCAUUAGCAAUGCAGACACCCUUAGAGGCGGUGAUACUACCCCUGGCGCUUCUAUUUUGCCUGUGGCCACUGAAGAGAAAAGCAAGCAAACCACUGAUCAGUAUAGAGAAGAGCCGUCAAUUAUAACUACUUGUAAAGAUGGCCGUCUCACCACCGGACCUGAACAUCAACAUUUAAAUGGCCUUCAGCAGACAAAAGAUCCUGUAGAUUCCAGCACUCUUAUCAUUGGGCCGUCACCGAGCACAGUUCGCCUGAUUAAUCAUCGGCCUGGCGAGAACCUUGGGAUACAGAUCAAACCAGUUUUCUUUGAGACCUCUCGGCAGCUGUCAGGCGAUGUAGGAAUGAAUACUGUGGGGACUUUACUAGCUGGUGGGAAAAUGUAG
This is a messenger RNA of Protopolystoma xenopodis, 1179 nucleotides long. Lineage: Eukaryota; Metazoa; Platyhelminthes; Monogenea; Polystomatidea; Polystomatidae. The record is from the annotation of a GenBank genome assembly.